Mya arenaria is the source of this 3636-nucleotide messenger RNA. Its product is annotated as receptor-type tyrosine-protein phosphatase kappa-like. Gene Ontology annotation, biological process: protein dephosphorylation. Lineage: Eukaryota; Metazoa; Mollusca; Bivalvia; Myida; Myidae. The record is from RefSeq and is a predicted model, not a curated record. Gene Ontology annotation, molecular function: protein tyrosine phosphatase activity. Bases 1 to 2502 code for a protein of 833 amino acids. The transcript has 21 exons.
AUGGAACACAUUGCGGCCAAUGCAUACAAGGAUUUUGGGACGCUAAAUGCGGAACGAUUUGUUCUGUUGGUUGUAACACAAAUACGUGUAGUUUGUUGGAUGGGUCUUGCUCCUGCAAACAAGGUUUUCAUGGAUCGACAUGUAAAACUCCGUGUUCUGAAAACUGCCGCACAGAUACAUGUGGACCUAACGGUGAAUGUGAAUGCAAUGCCGGAUUUUACGGAGUCACAUGCUAUGGAGAGUGUUUCGAGGCCUGUGAAGAGUGCACUGAUGCUACGAAAUGCUCCGUUUGUCGGCCUGGAAAAGACCGGUGAAAACGAUGAACAAAUCUCGGGGAAACCUGGUUCUCCUGUAGUGGCUAUUGGAGGAGCAGUAGGAGGUGUGGUGCUGUUGGCAAUUGUCAUAGUUAUGACUGUUAUCUUCUUGAGAAAGAGAGGAAACAGAAAGCCUUAUGAAGAUCGACAUGAAGAAACUGAUCAUGAAUACCACACAAUAGAGCCUUUGCAUGGAGUGAUGGAAGGUACUGCAAAAGCUAGUAUUGCACUUCCAACAUCCAACGCUAGUUACAACCACCAUGUAUCGGAUACAAUAACGCUCGACGGUGGCUUAGAAACAGCAACGGACGAUGAUGAUGAUCUAGAAAUUGGAUUAGACAUGGUUGACCAUGGCUUUCGAUUGAUAACUACCCAAGUGAAAUAUAAUAACCUUAGAAAACUGACCAAGAAGGUAGAGGAGAACGUUUACUACAUCGGUAUACAGGACAUAGAGAAACGGAAAGUGAAAGUGGAGGAACUGGCGGAUUUUGUGGCUGGAAAGACUCUGGAUUAUUAUGAGGAAGAAUUUGAUAAAUUCUCUGACGGCCUCACAAGGAGCUGUGGCGCUGCCAAACUACCUCAUAACAGGCAGAAGAACAGAUACAAGGGAUUAUAUGCAUAUGAUGCUACAAGGGUGAAAGUGGCUGGUUUUGAAACUGAUUACAUCAAUGCUAACUACAUCGAUGGUUUCAAAGAGAGAAAUGCGUAUAUUGCUUCGCUUGGUCCAAUGUCGAAACAGAUGGGCGACUUUGCUAUGUUCUGGAAUAUGAUUUGGCAACAGAAGGUGGAGAAGAUCGUCAUGGUUACGAACUUGAUGGAGGAAGGGAAAGAAAAAUGCGAGCAGUACUGGCCCAAUAUUGGGAUCACUAUAAACUACAGCGGGGUGAUGGUUACCUGUCAGAGCGACAAUGAGUAUGCAGAUUUCACGAGAAGGUUGCUGCUCUUAAAUGAUGGAAAAUCUGAGAGGCAGCUGCACCACUUCCACUUCAAGGCUUGGCCUGAUAGGGGAAUUCCAGAGGACGUUACAGCGCUGAUUGAGUUCCGACAUAGAGUGAUCCAUUCUCCUGCCCAUCUCGGAGGUCCAACGCUGGUCCAUUGCAGUGCGGGAAUCGGUCGAACAGGGACAUAUAUUGCGUUAGAUAUUCUAACAAAGGAAGGUAAUUCGAACAAGGCCGUUGAGAUUCCAGGAUGCAUCAUCAAUAUGAGACAGAACAGGCCAAACAUGGUCCAGACUGCGGAACAGUACGAGUUUCUACACCUUGCCCUGGUUCACACCCUGACCUUAAACAGUGAGCAGAUACCACGAAAACAGUUCCAGAACUACAUGAUCGAGACCAACAAGGACGAUCUUAUCACGCAGUUUAAGAAAAUAACGGACACUCCCCCCCACGUUCACACUGACGAUGAAAUCGUUGCUAUAGAACGAAACAAGUCUGAGAAAGUAAGGAACAGAAGUGGAGCAGAUAUUCCAGGCGAUGAAAACCGCCCUCGACUUUAUCUAGGCGUAAGACAUGGAGCUUCAGACUAUGUCAACGCUGUCUUUGUUCAUGCGUUUCAGGCGAAUCGGAAAUACAUUCUCGCCCAGUCUCCGAUGCCAAAUACUGUACAGGACUUCCUUACUUUGGCAUACCAAGAAAAUUGCUCCUGCAUUGUCAGCUUUGAGCAUAGUGACGGCACAAAGGAUAUGGGUGAAUAUUAUCCAGCGGACAAUCAAGUGCUCAAGAAAGGUCAACUGUCUGUUGCAUGUGGUAGGGAUAAGGUCGCGAACGAGUAUAGUAUCCAGAAAGGACUAACUAUUGAGUUCAUGGGAAGCACACAGAGUGAAGGUGGCAAGAGCACAUUGCGACACUUUGAGUUUACAGACUGGAACCAGACUGGAAAUGUUCCAUGCAGCACUGCUAACUAUGUCGCAUUUCUGAAAGAUGUCAAAAUGGCAUCGUCCAACGGGCCUGUUCUUGUCCACUGCAGGGAUGGAGGUAGUAAGAGCGGGCUGUUCUGUGUUAUGGCAUUCCUCUUGGAGAAGAUGGCAGUAGAGCACGAGGUCAGUGUGGUUAACGCCGUCAGGAAGGUCAAGGCCAGGAGACCAAACGCCGUUCCCAAUCAGGCACAGUUCGACUUCUGCCAUGAUUGUGUUCUGGAGUUCGUCCGUUCGGUCAAAACAUACUCCAAUUUCGGCGGAAAUAUAUGAUGCGCCUUUAAAACAUUACUUAACCAUCUUGACUCCUAUGCUUUCAAAUAAUUUACAUAGGUAAUCAUUUGAAAGAAAACAUUAACUAAUAUAUGUCGCUUUUAAUGUUAAUGUUUACAUUAUUUGUUCCCAGUUUUAGAACAAUGAUGCUUUUUAUUAUGAAACUCUAUGGACACACAGUUUUAAACAUGUUAUUUUCUAAGGCAGACUGUGUGUGAUGUUCAUGGUUUCAAACAAUGACUGCAUCGUAUUUUUAAAAAAAAUGCAUUCGGUACUCUGAAUUGUAUUCCUCCGUUUCAGAUAGAGUUGGGAUCUCUAAUCAUUGAAGUACUCGGGGUUUACCUUUAUUAGUUUAUUAUUAUUUGUUUUAUUAUUAAGUUUCCUCAAGUUAAUGUAUGCUUUGAUAAGAUUUACCUUUUACGAUGUUUUUCUUUAUUGAGGAUGGGUGGGAUAAGAGUGAGGUUUGUGCACGUACACUGGUUUAAGCCCCGAGUAAAUUUACAUUUAACUGACCUUUCCAAGGCGGUACCUAACAAUCCUUUAUAAACACACCUAGUUUUUUAAAAAAGUAUAUAUACCCUGCUGUUUGUAGAGUUUUGUGCUGUUGAUCGAUGUUUCUUGUUUGUGUUUUUUUUUUUGUAAUCUUUGUCUUUGACGUUUAUCCUGUGCCAUUAAACGGGGAUUAUGUUAAAACUUUUGGCUACUGAGCUUGUUUCUGUAGUUUUUCAGAUAAGUCCUCAUCAUGUCGUCACUUUGAUAUAUAUAUUUGUUUAUCUGAUAUUGCAUACCAUUAUAUUAUACAUUGGGCACUUGAAGUUAAGCGUUUCCCACGAAAACAUAUUACCCAAAGUUCAAUCAGUCAAUACACUUAUUAGGGCGUUCUUUAAAAUAUACAAUUCCAACUGUUAGUUGGGGCUACCACCUCAGCCGCCACUUAUUCCUGAACUAAAAUGUUUUUUAUCAACUCUGUACAAACGGGGACAGCUGAAAUGGUAUCUUCUCAAAAUACUUAUGUGAACAUACGUUUUGCAUAUCUAGUUAUAUCUACACGUUUAUUAGCUAUAACUAUGAUGUACUUAUGUAAAAUCAAACAAAUUGCUUCGUUUUAUAUCAUAUGAACGCUUCGUAUUUGGA